AUGGAGCCGAUGUGGAACUCCUCGCGCCCACCUCCACAGCUCACCUCCAACAUGUCUGCCUCCUUUCUGCCUGAGGGCUGGGCUCUGUCCCAGUCGCUAGCCCUGCUGGCCAUGCUGCUCAUGGAUCUGAUGGCUGUGGUGGGUAACGUGGCUGUCAUGGCGGUCAUUGCCAAGGCCCCACAGCUCCACAAGUUUGCCUUCGUGUUCCACCUGUGCGUGGUGGACCUGCUGGCGGCCCUGGUGCUGAUGCCACUCGGCAUGCUCUCAAGCCGAGCCUUCUUCGGGGAGGCCCUGUGCCGGAGCUACCUCUUUCUCAGUGUGUGCCUGGUUAGCGCUGCCAUCCUCUCUAUCUCCGUCAUCAAUGUUGAGCGUUAUUACUACAUCAUACACCCGAUGCGCUAUGAAGUGAAAAUGACUGUUGGGCUGGUAGCGUCGGUGCUGGUGGGGAUAUGGGUCAAUGCCCUGGCCAUGUCUGCUCUGCCGCUGCUCGCUUGGUUCCUGCAAGGUGGAAGAACUCCUCUUCUGGAGAGUAGUGGGGUCGGGGGAGGAGGAGGUGGGACAGUCCCAUCUCCACCUGCUCAGGGUCACAGGCGCUGCUCACUACAUUGGACAGGGGGAGGCUCAAACCGCAUGGCCUUCAUGGCCCUGUUUACUUUAGUGUAUUUCCUGUGUCCACUACUGGUCAUUCUUGUUGUGUACUGCAAUAUGUUCAAAGUGGCUCGGGUGGCAGCCAUGCACCAUGGGCCUCUGCCUACCUGGAUGGACACGCCUCGACGCCAGCGGUCAGAAUCACUCAGCAGCCGUUCCACGAUGGUUACCAGCUCUGGGACAGGCACUCGGACGGGCAGAGACACUCCGCAGCGUCCCUUUGGGGGAGGGAAGGCUGCAGCAGUGUUGGCAGCAGUAGGUGGGCAAUUCCUCUGUUGUUGGCUGCCCUACUUUACUUUCCACCUGUAUUCUGCACUGUCUGCCAGCCCUCCCGCCGCACUAGCCUCUCUGGAGGAGGUGGUCACCUGGAUCGGCUACUUCUGCUUCACCUCCAACCCCUUCUUCUAUGGCUGUCUCAACAGACAGAUCCGGGAGGAGCUGGGCAAGCAUCUGCCUUGUCUGUUUCGUCGAGCAGGAGCUGAGAUGGAGGAAAGACUGCCCAGCCGUGAAGGAUCCAUAGAGGAGAAUUUCCUCCAGUUUCUUCAGGGCACCGGCUGCAACAUGGAUCCUCAAAACUCUCACAGCACCUCCAGCCCUAAAGGGGAGGCCUGCUGCCCCGUGGCUCAGUCACAACCACCGGAGCUGGCACAGUCCAUACCGAUAGAUUUUCGUAUCCCUGGACAAAUUGCGGAGGAGACUUCAGAGUUUAUUGAGUCUGAGCAGGCAAAGAACAACCACAUAUAUAAAGACAAUUAAGUUUUAAAUGUCUGAAAAAAAGACAGAUUUUGAUCAUUCAGAUAUAAACUGUUUCAUUGGUUAUUUCUGUGAAAACAUGUUUCUCUAUUUCUAUACUGAAAGCUGUCCGACAGGUAGCUCAGUUAAUUGAAACAACUUUAAAUUGUAUUUUGAAUCAUUGCACUUUGCCUCAUCAGUUUCAUUCUUCAACAGUCACAAUUAUACAAUUAAACGCAGUUGUUUGAGAUGUAUUUCAAACUAUUGUUUGUGAACAGGGAAUUUACUGUUAGAAUAAAAAAAUGGCAAAUAUGGCCUUCCACACAACCACUCAGCUCUGUACAGUAAACAACUUUUAUGACUACUUUUGGUGUAACUAGUUAAAGCCUUUUUUAAAGAUAAAAAUAACAUUAAUUGUAUGUUAGUUUUCAGAAAAUUCCUUUUUAUUUGAAAAUUAGGAAACGAUGGAUGAAAUUAAUAAGAGUAUUGUGCGGUGAAGCUCUGCAAUUGAACGGAUUGCCUUUGGUAUUCAGGGAUGAAGAUGAAACGGUUCCACAAACCAACUGAUACUGUAUUUGUAACUGCCAAAUCAAUCAUUUUUGAGACUCCGGUUAGUUGAUUAUUUUUUGAAUAAAUUAUAUUUAAGAAGACAGCAAUAAAAUACACAAAAUUAUGAGUAUUUAGGGGAUCCAUUGAGGGAAAAGCACUACUGUCACUUUUGAUUGGUAGCUGUGCUUUCAUCAGUGAUAAUGCCACUCUUAACCCUUAUGCCAAUCUGAUUAUAAUCGAUUUGCAGACGUACAUUUUGUGGCCUAACGCUCAUGGAAUUGCUACCAGUUGUUUACAGAUUUUUUGUUCUCCUUUCUUUGGUGCUUGUCCAAACACAUCUUUUUUCUUUGAUUUCCUAAAAAGUAGAUCCCGACCCAGUUUAGGAUGCAGGUUGACUUGACCCAUCUUAAGGGUCACCUAGCUUUCUGCCAUUUGAAGUAUUUAUCAAUGUUUUUGGAUAUAGAUCUUAAAAAUCUGUAUUCACUUGAUGCACUGCAUUAAGAUCAACUAUUAUUCUAUUUCUUACAUUUGUUAAAUGUACUAAAUUGUAUAUUAUGUUUAGUAAAACUGUAUAAGUUUGGGUUGUGUGUAUCACUCAGCAUGCCCAUUUUUCUUUUUUUAUUAGUGAGUGUAAGUAUUUGUUAUGCAUUUCAUUACAAUGAGGCUGAUGUGUUUUGAUAGGUAUGGAGCCUUUUUUUGUUUUUUAGUUGUUUGAUUUUUUAUCCCGGAAGGAGAAUACAUUUAGAUUUAGUUUGACUACCCUGCUCAUCAGGGUUUUUAAAGUACCUCACAUGCAGGAAAAAUAAACAAUAUUUUACAGUCCUGCACAGUUCCAUGUGAAGUUUUUGAUGAAGAGAUGAAGUUGUAUUUUAUAGCAAACUGUUAGGGAUGAAUACGAUAAACUAUAUGUGGAAAUGUUUGAAUGAAACGACUUUCUUAUGUAACGUGGAUACAGGGUUUUUAAGAUAUUUUUUGAGUGACAAUGCCAAUCCAAAAUCAAAAGCUUGUCAAGCUUGAUAUCCUCUUUUCAUCAUGACUUCAUGUCUAAAUAUCCCAAACUGUGAAUGAAGUUGAACGUUUGUGUUAGGAUUUUCACUUGUUCAGAGAUUGUUUUUUUAUGCUGUGAUAAAAAAUAAAAGAAUGACUUCCACUGUACUUCAAUGAUAUGAAUGUGUUUUAGAAAAGUACACGGCUAAAACAUGAGUGAGAGAUACUGUUGUAAUAAAGAGUUUCUAUGUUUGUAAAACAUUUUGGAUGCAUUCUCCUAAUUUGACCAACAUUAUGGUGCUGCUGCAGUCACAAAUACAUUGAACUGAUGCCAUAUACACAUGUCAUAUUUUACUCAGCAUCUCAGUGUGUGUGGCUUAAUCUCUCUGCUCUGCUUUGAUAUUCAAUUGCAAAGAGAGGGGUGGGAGGAUACACUUCAAACACUUUGACCUUAAGGUAACAUUUAGCUUCAAAAGGCCGAAGCCAGUGAUGUGACCUUCAUCAGAAAGUAAAGAUAAAACUGUCAAAACACAGAUAGAUAGAUAGAUAGAUAGAUAGAUAGAUAGAUAGAUAGAUAGAUAGAUAGAUAGAUAGAUAGAUAGAUAGAUAGAUAGAUAGAUAGAUAGAUAGAUAGAUAGAUGAUUGAUUGAUUUCUGUUGCAUGAUACUGGUGCGUGACAGGCCUCACACCUCAGCGAUGGACCUCAGUCAAACCGCCCCCAGCUUCGCCAGGCUCUGCCAUCCCCAUGGCAAUUAUUACCUAGUGACAUUUCUCAGGAAUGUAGUGGGCGAGGGGAGGAGCGUGCUCAAAUGGGAAUCCAACAAGACACCCAUAUCUUCUUAAAAUACAUUAUGUAGACUAAACCAAAGCUGAACCUUUUUGUUGUUGAUAUUUGUUUCACAACCUCUGACUUGCUUGAGUUAGUAUCUCAAACUGUAAACUGAAAUAACUUUUUACUCUCCAUUCCGCUGUUUAGAAUAACCUUUGAUUAUUUAUUUCUAAUCUUUGACUGCUUUAACUUAAUAUCUAUAUUUUUUGGAUUUAUACUUUAAGAAUUUUAUCCUUGUAUUUACAUUACCUUCAUUGUUUUGGCAAAAGUAACAGCAAAUCGAUUCCUGUGCUUUAGAAUACAUGUAAAAUGGUACUGAUAUGAUGAAGUAUUGUCACUGAUAGCAGCAGUUGUUUACAAUAAAAUCAAUCUAAAUGCAAAGCAAAACUAAAAUAUUGGUGAAAAUUCACUACUCUUGUGUAUGUCAAGAUUACAGCUGACUGCAAACAGAGGAAAACCCCAAAUACAAGAACAAUACAAGUUACAAAGAAAAGAUAGAAUAAUUUCAGUUGAGAUUAGAAGGUGGAGAAUAGGUAUAACUGUAUGUGGUGGCUGGAUCCGCCAAAGGAAAGAUGUAAUCUUCUGCCACUGUAAAGUUGUGCUCUCAAAAUCGUAUAUGAGUUGUGAUUGUUAUUGGCCUUGUCCUGUAAGGGCAAAGCUGUCACUGAACAAACCCAAAUCGUUGACCCAAGAUGUUUCCGGCCGUUGGUUAUCACAAAGAAGUGAAAGCAGAUGGACGAGAGGGUCGCAGACAGAUUUUGUUGCGGCAACAAACUUGGAUGAGGACCUAGAACAUGGGGUGCUAGAAAACAACAAUAUCAUUUCUUUUUUUCCACAUAAUUCCCAGGGACAUUGUCAGCAGCAAUCCAACGUUGGUGAGCAAAAGAAGUGGAUACUU
Anoplopoma fimbria (sablefish) is the source of this 4643-nucleotide messenger RNA. Its product is annotated as G-protein coupled receptor 61-like. The record is from RefSeq and is a predicted model, not a curated record. The transcript has a single exon. Gene Ontology annotation, cellular component: signaling receptor complex; plasma membrane; endosome. Gene Ontology annotation, biological process: G protein-coupled receptor signaling pathway. Gene Ontology annotation, molecular function: G protein-coupled receptor activity. NCBI's taxonomy places the organism in Eukaryota, Metazoa, Chordata, Actinopteri, Perciformes, Anoplopomatidae. Bases 1 to 1404 code for a protein of 467 amino acids.